Molecule: messenger RNA, 1494 nt
Organism: Diaporthe amygdali
Lineage: Eukaryota; Fungi; Ascomycota; Sordariomycetes; Diaporthales; Diaporthaceae
Product: peptidase m28
Exons: 1
Coding region: 1-1494 (497 amino acids)
Biological process (GO): proteolysis
Molecular function (GO): metalloexopeptidase activity
Source: RefSeq, a predicted model, not a curated record
AUGAUGUCCCAGGUCCUCGUCGCGGGGCUGCUUCAGCUGGCGACUUUACCGGCUGUUUCGGCACAGGCAUGGGCAAAUCUCCCCGGCAGCCUUUACGGCCCUCCGGAACAACAAUGGGCGUACGUGAAUUGGCCGGUGACGGAUCUCGGUGAGCCACUCACGCCGCAAAAGCCAGACGAACAGCUCGUUGAAGCAAUCGCGGCCAUCAACGAGUCACGCGUGGAGGACAUCGUCACGACGCUGGCCAAUUUCGGCACGAGGCACACGCUCUCGAUUCAGAAUUCCUCAACCAGGGGCAUCGGAGCCGCGCGAGACUGGAUUUACAACCAAAUGCAGGAUGUCGCCGCCGAAUCUGAUGGAAACAUGGACGUCUUCUUCAACAGUUAUAUCCAGCCUGUCGCAACCCGAGUACCAUUUCCGGUUAACAUAACCAACGUCGUGGCGCGCAUAAAUGGCACAGUUGAUCCCAAUCGUGUCUACGUGGUUACUGGCCAUUACGACAGCCGUCGGCUCGACGUGUCAGACUACACGAACGACGCGCCCGGAGCAGACGACAACGCCAGUGGCGUCGCGGUGGUCAUGGAGAUGGCUCGGGUGUGCGCCAAGCUGAAGCCCGCAGCGACUUUGCUCUUUGCCGCGGUGGCGGGAGAAGAGCAGUCACUCUUCGGCAGUGCGCACCUUGCUCAGACGCUCAAGGCGCAGGGCUACAACGUUGAGGGCAACUGGAACAACGAUAUUGUCGGCACAGGCCAGUUUUCACCCUUCUCGCCCAUCAACAAUUACACGGUUCGGUUGUUCGGCGCAAGCAUCUUGUAUCCCAACGCAAGCACUGCCGCCUAUCAGCAGCGGAUUGGCAACAUCGGGUACGAGAACGACUCCCCAGCGCGCAACCUGGGCCGCUUCAUCGCCGAGAUUGCAGCCGGUGCCGCCGAAGAGGUCGACAUGCAGGUCGCUCUUAUAUACCGGGCUGACCGAUUCCUCCGAGGCGGAGACCACCAGUCGUUCCUGGCCCAAGGCUUCCCUGCAAUUCGCUUCACGGAAGCCGUGGAGGAUUUUACUCACCAACAUCAGGACGUGCGCAUGCAAGACGGCGUCCAGUAUGGCGACCUCGUCGAAUACGUGGACUUUGACUACACGGCUCGUGUCGCGCGGGUCAACCUCGCGAGCAUGUGGAGCGCGGCGAAUGCACCGGCCUUGCCAAAGAACGUGACUAUUUCGCAGAUUACUGGCUUUCCUGCGGCCAGCGAGGAGACGCCGCUCGAGGUGGUGAGCAACGAUAGCCAAUUCACGUGGGUGACGGGCAACGAUCCGUUGGUGGCGAGCUAUGAGCUCGUCUGGAGGCCUAGUGGUGCAUUACAGUGGACGCGCAGCCUCGACGUUGGGAAAGUGGGAAAUGUAACGGUGAAUUUGCCGAAGGAUGCUGUUCAAUUCGGUAUUCGGGCUGUAGGUACAGAUGGGAAAAAGAGUCCUGCGGUUCUGCCGUUCCCAGGGUAG